Molecule: messenger RNA, 1656 nt
Organism: Closterium sp. NIES-65
Lineage: Eukaryota; Viridiplantae; Streptophyta; Zygnematophyceae; Desmidiales; Closteriaceae
Source: the annotation of a GenBank genome assembly
AUGGAGCAGUUUUCAAGAUCCGCUUUGCGGUCGCAUUUCCUUUUAGCAUCCCUCAUAAUAGCAGCUUUGAUCGGAAACUCUUGUAUCACGGCCGCUAGUGCUGGUCAUGAGCUCCGCGGGGGGAGUCCUGGGAGGUACAACACGCGGGCCGGCCCCGUGGAGGGGAAGCUUAACGUGCACCUCGUAGCGCAUUCGCAUGAUGACGUGGGAUGGCUUAAAACCGUCGAUCAGUACUACAUCGGGUCGAACAACUCCAUUCAGGUUGCUGCGGUACAGUACAUCCUCGAUACAGUGGUGGAGCAGCUGAGCGAGGACCCCAACAGGAAGUUCAUUCAGGUGGAGCAGGCCUUUUUCCAGCGCUGGUGGCGUCGGCAAUCCAAGGACGUGCAACGUGUCGUCAGGCGAUUGGUCAAGAACGGUCAACUGGAGUUCACCAACGGCGGGUGGUGCAUGCACGACGAGGCGGCGACGCACUACACGGACAUGGUGCACCAGAUGUCUCUCGGGCUGCGCCUCAUCCGCCGCCAGUUCGGCCAGGUGCCGCGCGUCGCCUGGCAGAUCGACCCCUUUGGCCACUCCGCCGUGCAGGGCUACCUCAUCUCCGCCAUGGGUGGCUUCGACGCGGUGUUCUUCGCGCGCGCGGACUACGAGGACAGCGAGGCGCGGUACCGCGCGCGCACGGCGGAGUUCGUGUGGCGCGCGUCCGACACGCUUAAUGAGCGCGCGGAGGUGUUCGGCGGGCGGCUGUACGUGCACUACCUGCCGCCCGACUCGUUCCGCUACGACACCAACAACUGGGACCCGCCCGUGCAGGACGACCCUGAAUUGUAUGACUACAAUGUGCAGCAGCGCGUGGACAAGUUCGUGGAAACUGCGCUCAAACAGGCAGAGAGCUACCGUACAAACCACAUCAUGUGGACGAUGGGCGACGACUUUGCAUACAGCAACGCGGUGACGUGGUUCCGCAACAUGGACAAGCUCAUUCACUACGUCAACCGCGACGGGCGGGUGAACGCCUUCUACUCCACGCCCUCCAUCUAUGUGGACGCCAAGCACCGCGCCAACGAGUCCUGGCCCGUCAAGACCGGAGACUUCUUCCCCUAUGCGGACUGUCCGCACUGCUACUGGACGGGGUACUUCUCCUCCCGCCCCGCCUUCAAGCGCUACGUGCGGCACUGCAGCGCGCUGCUCCUCGUACGCCCUGCCCCUGGCCCCCUCCUACCCGCCCCUGCCCCUUCCUGCCCUCCCCAGCUCGCCCCUGCCCCCCCCUGCUCUUCCCACUCCGCCCUUCUCCCCAGCCUGCUCUUCCCAGCCCUACCCAACCCGCCCCUGCCCCCCACCACUCGCUCGUGCAUGCUCUUGCCCCCUGUCAACCAUCCCUUGCAUGCUGCCCGGCAAGUGGAGGCGCUGGUGGGGGGCAGCAGGGUGGGGAGAGGAGUAGAGGGGGCGGGUGUGGGAGGGGAGGGGCGGGAGUGGGGGGUGGAGGAGUUGGAGGAGGCGAUGGCGGUGGCGCAGCACCACGACUCGGUGAGCGGCACGGCCAAGCAGCACGUCAACGACGACUACACCAUCAGGCUCUACCGCGGGGCCGUCAAGUGUGAUGUGCUUUUCUGUCCCGGUAGCAAGGGCCAUGCUGCCACAGCCAGUGAUGAGUGA